This is a messenger RNA of Topomyia yanbarensis, 12885 nucleotides long. RefSeq names its product mitogen-activated protein kinase 1 (gene rl). Lineage: Eukaryota; Metazoa; Arthropoda; Insecta; Diptera; Culicidae. Gene Ontology annotation, molecular function: ATP binding; MAP kinase activity. The transcript has 8 exons. The record is from RefSeq and is a predicted model, not a curated record. Gene Ontology annotation, cellular component: cytoplasm; nucleus. The coding region runs from base 882 to 2072 and encodes 396 amino acids. Gene Ontology annotation, biological process: intracellular signal transduction; protein phosphorylation.
AUCACGUUUGCGCUUGGCUUUCCGUCUGUGCGUUCUGAGUCGGAUAUUCUGCGAUAUCUUCCGUGGAAAAGUUUGUGCUGUGUGGCCUAAAAAGCUCGUCCCUUCGUUCAUUUGCGUUCAAGUGGUGCUUCGAUACGGUACGGCCAUACGGUACAUCCGGGAUUCGCGAGUGCAGUGCUGUGUGCGAUAAGAUUGUCCAAUCAAUCAGUCUGGGAGUGUUCUGUGUACCCUUUGCUGUGGUGUAGCAUAAUAAUAUAAGCAGUUCCGCGGCUUCGUCCACCAAGUUGCACCGUGUUUGUGGUGAUCGGUUCGGGCAUUGUUUAUCGGUCAGUGUUUUUUUUUCGUUCCCUCGCUCAACGCGAAGAGGUUGGUGUUGCUUUUGUGCUCUGGAAUUCUAUGAUUUACCCCCAUCGGAGGAGUCGAAAAAAUUUACAGCUCUGCUCAGCGGUGCUUUUUCCGGUACCCCGUACCAAGUCUACUAGUGGCAGUGGAGAUAUAAGUGGUUCUAGCACUCGUGACGGCAAGAGUAAAUAAAACCCCGAUUAGACGGACGAAUCGACCUACAACCACCCGAAGUGCGCAAGUGUACGACGAGUGUAGGAAGUGGUGGCAUUAGGCUGCAAAAAUAUAAAGAAAAGAAACGCCACCGACGACGGGCCUUUCCCGGAGUGGAAGGAAUAAAACGAUUCAAGUGUCCGCCACCAGGCAGGCUGCGAUAAAGCACCGGGCAGUGUGUGAGUGAUAACGAAAAAUAAUAAUAAUAAUACCAAAGCACGCGUGUUCGCAGAAGAUCGGUACUAAAGAAAAAAGGCAAACCGGUCACUCUCGGUUGGCUAACAGCAAAACAGCCCAACAACAACAACAACAAACUGAUCAAAAGGAUGGCGGAAGCCGCCGGUCAGCAGAAUAAUAUUGCCGCGACCCAGGCAGUGGCCGGUCCCGGAGCUAACGGGGCCGGUGCCACGCCGGGUGCAAACAACAACGGUGUGGUCAACACUAACCCUAACGCUGAGGUUAUCCGGGGCCAGUUGUUCGAGGUGGGUCCGCGCUACACCCAGCUGGCCUACAUCGGCGAGGGAGCCUACGGGAUGGUCGUAUCUGCAGUGGACACCGUGACAAAAACAAAAGUUGCCAUCAAAAAAAUAUCCCCCUUCGAGCAUCAGACCUACUGCCAGCGAACGCUGCGUGAAAUCAAAAUUCUCACCCGAUUCAGACACGAAAACAUCAUAGACAUAAGAGAUAUCCUACGGGUGCCUAGUAUAGAGCAGAUGAAAGAUGUAUAUAUUGUUCAAUGCUUAAUGGAGACUGAUCUAUACAAACUACUGAAAACACAGAGACUAAGUAACGAUCAUAUCUGCUAUUUCCUGUACCAAAUUCUGCGUGGUCUCAAGUACAUCCAUUCGGCGAACGUCCUGCACCGGGAUCUGAAACCGAGUAAUCUGCUGCUGAAUACGACUUGUGAUUUGAAGAUUUGUGAUUUUGGCCUAGCACGAGUGGCAGAUCCAGAGCACGACCACACUGGCUUCCUGACGGAGUACGUUGCCACCAGAUGGUACCGAGCGCCCGAAAUUAUGCUGAACUCUAAGGGUUACACCAAAUCCAUCGACAUAUGGUCCGUGGGCUGCAUCCUGGCUGAGAUGCUCAGCAACCGGCCAAUCUUCCCCGGCAAGCACUACCUGGAUCAGCUGAACCACAUCCUCGGUGUGCUCGGUUCGCCCUCCCAGGAGGAUCUGGAGUGCAUAAUCAACGAGAAAGCCCGCAGCUAUCUGCAGUCGUUGCCGUACAAGCCGAAAGUACCGUGGUCCCGACUGUUCCCCAAUGCCGACCCGAACGCACUGGACCUGCUCGGCAAGAUGCUGACGUUUAAUCCACACAACCGAAUCUCGGUGGAGGAAGCCCUGGCGCAUCCGUACCUUGAGCAGUACUACGAUCCCGCUGAUGAGCCCGUCGCUGAGGAACCAUUCCGCAUCGCGAUGGAGCUGGACGAUCUUCCGAAGGAGACACUGAAGCGAUUAAUCUUCGAGGAAACGCUACGAUUCAACCACAAUGAUAAUCAUCCGGAUGCGAUGUAAUUUCCUGGCUUUCGGUCGCACCUAGAGUAGCAUUUUCUUACAUCAUUUGUGUACACCGGUCAGUAACGGUGUGUCCCGUCAAGAAAAUUAUCCCCGGCGGCAUUUGGUGCUGUGGAUACUUUUCCCUUCCCCUUUUCCGGUCUACUUUCUACUGGAAUCCGCAUGAGUUUGCGCGCAUACGCUCCAACAUGAAAACGUGCAAAGUGUUGCAUUAUGAUCAUUCUAAUACAAGAGCAAUCUUUCGUUUCGUCUACCCUACCUGAUGGUGGUAAGCAAAGCAUAAACAUACUAAACACCUACCCAUAAGUAGCCUAGCUGGUUAUGAAAUUUGUAAUUUUAUGUAAGUUUUUAAAUGAAAUCUGGAAAAACUGCAAAUUAUUAGUGUAAUGAUGAUUUCUUUCGGUUAAUUUUAGAUCAAUUGAUUUAGGGGGAAAGCCCGAUAGAAUCGAAAUGUAGAGGAUUGUAUUGAUCCCGAGCAAAGGUUUUGCUCAUUGCAAAGAGCAAACUGUAUCCAAUUUAUUUAAGCGAAUUAUUUAGAAACCUGUUUUGUUGGGAGGAAGUACCCCGUAGGAAAUUUUUACGUUAGAUUUUCAAGAAAAAAGUAAAUAUAGGUAAACAAAGAAAAAAGAUAACAUAAUAACAAAUUGUAUAAAAUGUACGUAAACUAAGGAUUCUUAUUUUGAACAUUAGUGCCCAGUUGUGAGGGGAAAAACUUCUCAUCUAUCGUGCAGAAAUCGAAAAUUUCCAUUUGCAUCUUCUAAGGAAACUGUUCAAUUAAACUCAAACAAUCUAAUUCAAAGAAAUGCAGAUGCACUAAUUCAAUAAAUUAUGAACCUUUAAUGCUAGCGUGCUCCAUUGUUUAUGAAAUGUUUGAAAGGUGUAUUUCUUCGAUCCUUUCAUGUACAAAAAAAAAUAUCUCGGGUGAUUCAAUACGUCAUAAUUACUUACAAUGAAGUUAAUUGAUGGAAACUGUAAAUUUGUUUUGUGCGAACAACUUGUUUGCGUUGAUGGGAUGUUUAAAUUAACUGGAGACUAUGAAAACUUUUUAUAGAGCGAAUCUUUUCCAUAAUCUCAUUAUUUGUGUACAUUGCCAUUUACUACAACAGGCAGCUAACAGGUUGGGGUGUAUGAAGAGACGUUUGAAUUGGGUAAUCUCUAUUGAUUGAGAUUUUUUUCUCUCUAUUGUACGAUAUAGGAAACACUUUUUUCAAGUUACUUACUCUACAAGUAGAUCGGAUUAAGCAGCUACUCAGUUGUAGUUAGAAGGGUUCGUGUUCAAGCUGGAUCCAAAGUAUCAUUGAAAUAUUUCCUCAAUAAAAAAUGCGUAAAGUGAACCGUAUAAGAGUACCGUUUUGUUUCUCAACCACUAUUCAAAUUAAACACUAAAAUGACUGUAUUCGAACAUGAUACAUUUCUUCUAAAUUGUAUUCUACUACUUGUAUAGUAAUGUCCUAAUGUAAUUGAAGUUCGCAUAACCAUCCACAGCCUUUCAGACAUUUUUAAUAUUCUUUUAUAGACAUUUCACUAAAAUAUGGUAUACCGGUGCGGUGGCAUUAUUGGACUUUUUUUCGUAGGCCAAAAUGUGGGCACUAUCAAUGACGAUAAAAUGAAGCUUACCAGAGCUUCUUCUCGGUUUAAAUCAUCUUUCAAUCCCGGACCCGACGUAUUCCUUUCGGUGCUUCUGAAUAGGCACAUUGACGUUUUGGUGAUACAGCUAGUUCACAUUUUCCGAGCGACUGUUGUUAGUGACAAUUCACCAUCUUGCUGGAAAUCCGCGAACAUGUUUCCAGUCCAUAAAAAGCGAGACAUCAAUCACUAUCGUGGAAUAACUUCAUUGAACGCUCUCUCGGGCUGGUAAUUACAGAACAACGAUAAACUUGGAUUCACGUCUGGAGGAUUUUGAACUAACGCGACUAAUCUGACGUAUCUAAUACCAUUACACCGACCUAUCUGCCGCCUUUGAAAGAUUGAACUACGAUAUAACGUGACUUGACGUGCGAUGGCGGUAUCGAAUUCGGUGGAGGUUGAUGUUAUUGAUGUCGAUGACGUUAAUAGGAAAGCCGAGACUUCAUGCAGUGGUGUAGACAACACAAGGGCCGUUGUUGAACCUAGCAAGGUAUGCUCGGCGACUGAAGACAGGCGAUAAUGCAGAUCCGCUCGCAACAAAUGACGGUGCUGGCGUGUCAGAAGAUACACUUGGUAGAUUCUAGACACCCGCGGUAACGCAUGCUGACGAGAGGUGGCUUGCUUGGCAAGUUGCUUCGAUAUCGAGUCAGCAGCUAGGUUACUCCAGAGUCACGACCAUAAAUCUUAGCGUAAACGGAAUCGUUCCGGCUGAAGAAUCUCGGUUGUGCGUGGUCUUCUGAUGGUGGGAGUUCGUACCGUUGGGAGACGCAGUAGCUCGGUGCCUAUUUUACGACCAAAUAUGACCACGGAUAGCGUCUUUUGGUCUGGCGGCACCCGGUUGGGCACGUUAACAAGAAUAUGUCUAGCGCUUGCUGUACCGGUCCUCUCCUCUCUCGAUUUUUUUAAACAGCCAUUUUCAAUGUUUGAACAAAUCGUUCUGCUUGGUCAUUUGAUUGUGGAUGAAACGGAGCCGUUGUGAGGUGUUCGACAUUGUUUGAGGCGCAAACAUCUGCGACUAGUAUAACAGGCAUACCCAGCCAAGCAAACAUCACACCGAGAAUGUGGAUGGUUGCCACCAAGGUUAUGCGGAACGUUUGGAUGAUCUCUGGCCACUUGGAGAAGAAAUCAACGGCGAUCAGAUGAUACUCGCCUUCGAUUGGACCGGUUAAUCCUCGUGGACGCGCUGCCAAGAAGCGGUCUGCUAGCGGCCAACCGUGCUGAAAUUGAGAGGCAAAACUUUAACUGUAUGAGAUACUACCGAUCUGAGCAAAGGUUGGUGGUCGGUUUUCAAACGAAAGUGCCGUCCGAAGAGUAUUUUGUGAAACUUCGUCACGGCGAAAACGAUAGUUAAAUCGGCUGGCUAUAGGCUUGUUCAGUUUUCGUGAGUGCUCUGGAAGCAUGUUGGACGAUUUUGAUUGUGCUUAUCCGACCCUGAGGCCAACGGAAGAAGCGUCGGCAGAGAUAAUGACCUUCCGCUUCGGAUCAUGUGUGAAAGGUAGAUCCGAGGAGAGUAUUUGUUUGAAGUUCUCGACCGCUCUCUGGCAUUUCUCGGUCCACUGGAACUUCGCAUCGUCCUUGUUGAGCGGAUAUCGUAACUUGCGCAUAUUGGGAACAAACUUGCCAUAGUAGUUGAUGGCCCCAAAAAAAUUACCGCAGUCCGAAGGGAGGGUGGAGCUUGGAUAUCACUUCGAUUUUGGCCGGAUCUGGACGUAAUCCGCGACUGUCGACAAUAUGACCCGCUUACUGCACUUGCUACUUGCUUAAGGUGCACUUCUCGACUCGAACGGUGAACCCGAAAUCUUGAAUUCGUUUUAGAACUGCCCGUAAAUUGCGAUCGUGGUAUUCUUCAGUUUUUCCACCGACGAUGAUGUCAUCGAGGUGGCCACAGGUGCACUGCAGGACGGCUAGCAUUGUAUCGAUGAGCUGCUUCAACGCACCAAGUGCGAUCUUCACACCCGGCAGGAGGUGGUUGUAGGAGUAGGGGUCACGAUGCGUAUGGUAAACUUUCGGUACUGUCCAUCCAUUUCCACCUGCAAGAAAGAGUCGAACAAAUCGAUCUGGGUGAACACCGUACAGCUAGCCAGCUUGGCGAAGAUGUCGUCCGGCAGGCAAAGUGGAUACUGAUUUGGUUGGAGUGCAGCGUUCAGCCCCGGGGAAUAGUCUCCACAAAUUAGAAUGGAACCAUUGGCUUUACGGACAACGACGAUCGGAGCAGCCCACUCCGAAUAUUCGACCGGGGUAAUGAUGUUAAACUUUUCCAGUGGGUCGAGUUCCUGGUCAACGGCCUCAUACAUCGCGUACGCAACCGGGCUUUUCGGGCUGAAGACGGAUCUAACACUUUUUUUUAGCUCUAACUUCACUUUAGGUUUUUUUGAUUAUAGGGGUUUAGAAAAAUCUUUUAAGAAAAAUUUCUAAUCCUAUGUGCGGGGUUGGGAAUCGAACGCAGCUGAUCUGCGUACAAGAUAAUCGAUUUACCAACUACGCUAUUUCAGAUCACACACGUGCACCAAACACUUGAAUUGCUCUUCUGUGUAGAGUUAAAAAUAAUCGUAGCUCUUUUUUGACGGCUGAAAAUGAACCGACUCGCGGUGAAUGGAAAAAAUAUUCAUUCAAAUAUCCAUGUUAUUCAUUCAGUUGAAUAUCGUACAAUAUUUUCAUUUCCCUAAUUAGGUUCUUUACUGGCACAGUUAACCUCACUUUUCUUGACAGUUUGCUUGUACUGUUUACAUGGACUUAGAAAAAUUUGUGGACGACUAGAUUCGCUCGAAGAAAAUCUUAAAGAAUAUUUCUAAGUUCAUGUAAACAGUACAAGCGAACUGUCCAAAAUGAACACUCAGUUCAUUUGUGACGUCAGCGUAAAGUAUUCAAUUAUCUAUAGGAAAAUGUUUUGAAAAGCCGGUAAAGCAUGUGAAACAAUCAUCAUCGCUUACAUUGUGCCAGGGCCUACUUUGAUGCGUUUGAUUCGAAGCGACCUUCGUGUAAUAAUCGGAGACGAAUGAAAAUCUGCAUGGAUGAAGGGGCGGUUUGUUCUUUUGACGUUUUCAGCUGCGUCACUGAAUAUUGAAAAUGAAUGCGGCUGAAUAUGAUCAAUUUUCAUUCAAUGAAUUUGAAUAUUUUUAACUCUGCUUCUGUGAACUUUCCAUACAAGCCUUGUUUCCACUGUACGCAAACGCCACAUGAUCCUCAGCGGGAUUCUUCGCGAUUUUCAGACAUCGCUAUCGAAGACCGAUAAUCGACUCUUUCGCUCCAAAUAGGCUCUUGAGCUUGUUAACUGUCUGUGCGAAAAUAAAAUGCUUGAGAAACUUUGAUAAAAUGAAAUUAACGUACCUGCCAUGCUCUGCUAAACCCAACUUUUGCAUUAGGAGAUGAAUUUUUGCCUUGUCAGCCAGCCUAGCAGCAUCCUUCUCGAAAAGAUCGUCAUAUCUAGAGUACCAUACUGCGAAAGUGGCAUUACUCUCGAUCUCGUACCAGAAUUCCUAGAUGUGGCUGUCCAAGGAGUCAAGGAUCCGUUCCGGGUUUGGUGGCACACGUUUGUUGACAAUGCAAUAGCACGGAAAAACUGUUGGUGAUGCUCGUCAGACUGUUGCUGCCACUGUGCCAUCAGCUGUUAGUGUUGGAGUUGGCUUUGGGCAAUCGUCUGUAGUAAAGACGCUGGAUAUAUCCAGAGGGAUUCAGCGUCGCUAGUCUGUAGCAUCAUCUGCAUUAUUUGUAUGAUAAUGUUAUUACUGAUCUGGGGUUGUGAUUGGUUGGGCGAAAUGUUUGAAAACAGUUGCUGCUGAGCUACAGAAACGGGAAUGAACGGCUGCUGCUGCUGGUGUGUAGUCACAAUGGGGACGAAAAUUUGCUGCUCCUGGUGAGCCGCCGGUGCGAGAUUAACCUUCCGAUUCAACUGCUGCCGUUGAUUUAACAGUCUCGGGGGGUCAACACCAUUUUGUCCGUUCACCUCACUACCAUUUCGAAUCAACUUUUUCAUACAAGCUUGCAUACAAUGAACCUUUCAUUUCGAGAUGCGCAAUUCCACCCCAGACUAUAUUUAUCAAACACAUUAAAAGCACGGUACAACUUUAUAUAGAAUGAAAACAAACUGAAACUGACAACCUCAAAAAUAAUAAUUCAUUGAUGCGGUUAUCCCGCAUGACACAUUGACAGCUAUACCGCCAAGUUCCCAGUUAAACUCAUUCCGGAACCGGUUCGGAUUUCUGAAUGGAGUCAUCAUGGAUUCCAAAUCAAAUGCAACAACCGAUUCCGACUCAGAAUCGGUUGUUGCAUUUGAUUUGGAAUCCAUACUAACUUCAUUCAGGAUUCCGAAUCAAAUUCCGAAUGGUUUGACCGGGUUCCCAGUUAAACUCAUUCCGGAACCGGUUCGGAUUUCUGAAUGGAGUCAUUAUGGAUUCCGAAUCAAAUGCAACAACCGAUUCCGACUCAGAAUCGGUUGUUGCAUUUGAUUUGGAAUCCAUACUGACUUCAUUCAGGAUUCCGAAUCAAAUUCCGAAUGGUUUGACCGGGUUAGAGCCUAGUGCCGAAUUGAAUACUUUACGGUGACGUCACAAUUGAACUGAGUGUUCAUUUUUGACAGUUCGCUUGUACUGUUUACAUGUACUUUACGAUUUGCUUCGAGCGAAUCUCGUCGUCCACAAAUUUUUCUAAGUCCAUGUAAACAGUACAAGCGAACUGUCAAGAAAAGUGAGGUUAACUGUUUCAGUGAAGAACCUAAUGGAGUAGUAAAUAAUGCACCGAGAUAGGGUUGACCUCAACAAUAUCAAUUACAUUGUAUAUCUGACUUUCUUUCUGAGCACCUGUUACGGGAACAGAGGAUUUGUCAGAAAUUUUAUGAAAAUUUGUUAAAAUCAAAGUUAUCAAAUAUAAAUGUCUUCGGUCUUUAUAAACAAACUUGAAGCUGCUAUAUUGAAAGUGUUUUUGUGCAGGUGACGCUGAGGCCUGGGAUCAAAAUAUGCAAUAUAAAAAUGGAUUUUCUUAUAAAGCAAGACAAACUCUUUUCUACCGACAAAGAUCAGUGCGUGCCCGAAUAGAAAUGUACAGUAACAAAACCAUGAUUUUCACUGUGACAGUACAGUAAUUUUACAAUAAUUUACAGUAAGUUUUAGUGUUAUGCUACAAUAACUUUUAACUUUAACGUUUUUACAGUAAAUUUCAAUAUAAAAUAGACUUUUACAGUGAAAAAGGGGGGUGGUUAUGCAUCUCAACAUUAAAAAAAUCAAUUUUUCAUCAUACAUUGUUUUCUCGAAAACAUUAAAAUUUAAUGUGAAUGCACUAUAUCAGAUUUUUGCUGAACAGUGAAAUUUAUUGUUACAUGGAAUUUUAUUGUAAAUCUACUGUGAGAACUUAGCAUCGAACAAUGUUGAAACAGUAAUAACUAUAAUAUUUAUUGUUUUAUGAUUGUUUGUAGGGUAAAUGCUAUUGUAAAAUUCUAUCCGGGUGGGUCCCAGAUUUUGGUGCCGGAUUAGCAACAUCAUCACAGGAUGCUCCGGGGGGAACUCAUGGUGCCAGAUCAGAGGUUCCUUGCAGUAUCACUUGUUUUCUCAUGUUAAAUUCUUUGAACUGUGUUCGACCAAUACUGGUUUUCUCCGGAAUUUCCCUUCAAGGUGAAGUUUGACAUCAGUUGGAUGAUGACGAUUCUACGUUGGACGACGUCCAAUAAGUGACAUGGGAUGGACGGAUUUGAGACAUUGUCGCCAUGGUCGCCAUGCGAUAAAAUAGUAAAUUUUUCAAUGUGCUGGUUGUAGUUCAAUACUUCGAUGAGUGAUCUCGAAAUGGUGGUUAAGAUAGCCAUUAUUAGAAUUGAAAAAAAAAUGUGCCGAACGUGGGUUGGUUAGGUGUUAAAAUCUUUCCGACCGGCCGGGACAACGGUCGCGUUCUCUUUUGGUUUUCAUUGGCUGCAACGGCAACGGUCAUUUGCGUUUAACUAGGGAGAAAAAGCUUGGUUCAUGUGUUGGAACCUGGAACGAUAUUGAACAAAUUUUAGAACUAAUUGUGCAUGGUUCAGAAUAGCGGUGAGUAAGGUUGCCUCCUCUGGAGAGGCUUUGACCCGGAUAUUUUCACUGACCUGGGGAGGUGGAGGAUUUUGAAUGGAACUAGACGGAGAUAGGAAUCAAAGCGAAUGCUCGACAUUUUAGAGCACAUUAAUCACUAUUACUACGUUACAGUAAAGCUGUAAAAUUUUCACGUUUGAGAACGGUUUUGUCGGUUUAAUCCGGUGUAGUAUUUCGCUUCCCCGACUACGUGCCAAGACUACAAAAGCACCACCUACUCUCGCUGUGGAGGAUAAGUCGAACGAGCAUAGCUCUCCCUCAAAACAAGAAAAGGAGAGCAAAAGGGGCAGGGCUGCUGCAUCACAUGGGAAGCGGUGUCGGUUAUUCAUCACCAGAGGUCACAAAAAAGGGGCAAAACUCACCUCCCUAGCCAACAGUUAAGGGUCGCUACAGGAGCAACAACACGGGAAGAACUCCAUACCUUGGUUCAGCUGGUGAUAAGCACCACUAACAGUGAAGUGAUUUGGUAAAAUUGCAGCAAAAUAACUUUUUUACACCAUUUUGACUUAGUGGGAUGCUACAUUUUAAUUGUAGCAUAUAGCGCAAUAUUACUUUCCUUAAUUUGUAGUAAAUUUGAUUUGUUUUCCAUUUUCAUUGCUUUGUGAAAGAAAUCAGCAAUAUUUGGUGAAUUCAUCUUCGAUACCUUGAAACGAAGGGUUAGUCGGGCAAAAUAAAUCUGAACCAGAGUAAUAGUUAACUUAGACUUUUUAAAUAUUUUGCAAAGAAUCAAUUAAUUUAAAAAAAAAUUAAAUUAUGCUUCUUCCCACCAAACCUAGAGAAAUUGAUGUAAAACCCGGAGAUCGCUCCUGAAAACCGGAGUCUCCGGGUCAAAUCCGAAGGGGUGGCAACCCUAGCGGUGAGAAUCAUUUUGCAUAAACUAUACACUCUACGGAGUGCAUGGUACAAAAGUAGAGAUAUGAAAAAUAUGUUAGAAAAAGAGCGUCACGCAAUCCGAAAUAUGCAUAAACAGGGGCCAUAUUAUGCAACCAAGUCGACACGACUUUUUCAUACAAGCUUGUAUGUAACCUUUCGUUUCAAGAUGUGGUAUAUACCCCCAGUUCAAACAUUUUGAAUUAUUAGUUAAAUUUUAACCUAGCGUGACGAUGAUUCAACCAGAGAAGAGCAAUCUUAGCUGUAGUUUGUUAAAAACACGAAUUCUAUCUUGAUUACCCUUUUUUCUUUAUUUACUGUAAUAUUGAAUGUAAUGUAAACAACAGAACACAUCGGUACCCAUAUUUGACGGCACCCCAAUUUGACUAUGUAAGUGUCUGCGUCAAAGUUUCAGUAAUGUAUAGUUGUCGUGCAUCGAAUAACAACAUUAUCGUUCUUGGUGUUUCAUCCGGUCUCUUUUGCUUUUCUGCACAUUUAACAGACUAUCGUUGCACAAUCAUGUAAUUAUGUACGUCUCAGUGUGAACAGUUUACUAGUUGUAAACUUUUGUUUUUCGCAUAAAUCGAAAACUGUUUCUAAAGAUCGUUACUUUACAAUAGUCGAUUCAAUACGGGAGUCUUAGAAAGAGCGAAUAUCAACUUGAUCAAUAAAACAACGUUUUAAUUGGAAAAAACGUGUACAUAUGAGUAAAGAACGUGAUAUUUGUGACGAAGAACUGCACUACUAUAUUAUUCAUCUGAACAGUAAUGCAUAGUUUAUGAGAAAGACAGAAUGACCUUUGAGGCAGAGAAAACGCAAAAAUACCCCCGUAUUUUCUGGAAAACAUCUAAUUCCAAAUUUUACACCCUCCGACGAGAAGAAUUGUUAAUCAAUCUCGCAGAAUGUAUAUCCAGUGGUAUUCACUAAUUCACAUUUACAAUGAAAUAGGUGAUAAAUCUAAUCUAUGAUGUUGAUAUAAAUGAAACUAGAAUUAGAUUGAUUAGAUAGGGUUAAAAUGUAAAAAGAACUAAUUGAUGCUUGUAACAAAUCUAAUAUGUACUCUUAAGGCACCGGCAGAUGUACUUAUCUCUUGAGAAAAAAAUAGUUGAAACCGAAAUCACAUGUGAAAAAACGCAUUUAAAUAUUAUUAAAUUUUUGAAUGAAUAAUGAAACUAUCAGAAAUAAACGAAUUCUUCGUGCAGUGACCAUACGACUAACGGAUAAUAACGAACAAUUCACGAAAACAUGCUUACAAUCGAGUAGAUCAGUAAACAUUCAAAAUAACAAGUUCAAUCAAUGCUUUGUCCCAGAGCGGUGUAAACUUUGGAAUGCUAGUGUUCGUCUCUAAGCUUAGUAAAAGCAUCACGUUGCAUUAAAUGAACAAAUAUGUAAAAAAUACUCUCUUACAUACAAGCUAAACUGACUGUAAGUGAUUAUGAGUAAUUACUGAAUCAGAAACAAAAGAUCCAUCACCUAGAGAAGCACAGUUCUCUAAACGGAUCUAAAACAUUUAGAUCUCUUUGCACAGAUAUCUACAUUGGGAAACAUCGUUCUGAAAAAAAGUGUUAAUAAUAAAUUUAACAAUAGAUUUUUAGGGUAUAGCUCAACUUAGGCAUUGAAAAUUCAUAACGAGGUUGUGGUCCAUUGAACUUCUGUCCUCUGGCAUCCAUGCUAAAAUGUUACAGCAUUUUAAAAUUAUCAGUGGCAUUCGGAGCACAUUGUAAAGGUCGGGUCAUGCAUGUUUUCUCUGAUUGUUAAUUCGCGUGUGUUACAAUGUGUUAGCGAUUAUUAUAAUAAAUAUCAGUCUGUCUGUAUUUCAUCAAUUGUUUUAUCACAAAGUAAUGCAUGUCAUCUCUAAUCAACAAUAAUAAAAAAAUUAAAUUGUAUGAUAAAUAAUGAAACAACGUUAUUCACAGAGUUGCAGAAUCAGAGAAACCCGAUAGGUUACAUAAUACAAGCUUUAAAAAAAACCUUUAUCAUCUUGUAUGAGAACUGUUUUCUGUAGGAUGAAUGGCGUCAUUCGAUCCACUCUUCCAGUUUUUCCCUUCGAAAAAGAUACAAGACAGCGUACACAGCAUCCUAAUAUUAGGAUUUUGAAUUCAACUACCGUCAACAAUGAAGAAAACGUUAGAAUACUACAAAAAACUAAAAAUGUGGUAAGGAUUAAUAUACACACAUAUUAUGUAUCUGUUACAGAUAGGAAUAAAAACAAAAUGAAAAUCUGUUCAAAAAGAAAUAUGAAUUACAAGGUACAUGAUUAAGUGAGA